UAACACCAUUGCAGGUUACUCACUGCUUAGCCCUCCCGACCUUGCUUGACAUUGCUUCUCUCACCGCCUGACUCGACCUGGAAAAGCAACCUAGAUGCCUGACAGUGGGCUCCCAGCCUUUUGUGGCAAAACCACGGGAGACCCUUCCUUCCCAGCAGCAAACCGGUCUCAACUGAUGUUGCCCGGGCUGUUCAGCCCAAAGGCCUUUAUGCAGAUAUAUCGGGCUCCCCGAAGUUGGUUGCCUUGCCAAAGGACCCAGGACCCCUUUCAAAAUUUGACCAUUUCCUGCUCUCUGAGGUUCCCAUGUACAUAUGUCACCUGUUCUUAUCCCCUCUCCAGCAGUCUUGACUGUUCAAGGGGUCCUUCCUAACCCGUCAAUGCCUGCUUAACAAUUGGCUAGGUUGUCACGCCGUCCCUCUUCAAUGAACCGGCAACGUCUCUCCAAGAAACACACCCCCCAACAUCGUAAACCGAGAGUAGUCUUUCAGAGGCAUGUCCUACAACCGCGGGCUUGAUGACUAUGGCAAUCUCAAAUUGACUGAGCAAUCUGAGCUUGCUACGGGACAGGUGGGGGCGCACCACUGGCGACUGGUACCGAGGUAGGUACCUUACCUAGAUACGGUAGUAAAUUUGUCCUGGGAACACGACUUGCAGCCCUCAUCCCCCGCCUUCACGCACACAACCACAUAGACUG
Molecule: messenger RNA, 694 nt
Organism: Colletotrichum destructivum
Lineage: Eukaryota; Fungi; Ascomycota; Sordariomycetes; Glomerellales; Glomerellaceae
Exons: 1
Coding region: 95-370 (91 amino acids)
Source: RefSeq, a predicted model, not a curated record